This is a messenger RNA of Nasonia vitripennis (jewel wasp), 2815 nucleotides long. RefSeq names its product E3 ubiquitin-protein ligase RNF146 (gene Rnf146). The transcript is spliced from 5 exons. The record is from RefSeq and is a predicted model, not a curated record. Lineage: Eukaryota; Metazoa; Arthropoda; Insecta; Hymenoptera; Pteromalidae. The coding region runs from base 234 to 1304 and encodes 356 amino acids. Gene Ontology annotation, biological process: Wnt signaling pathway; ubiquitin-dependent protein catabolic process. Gene Ontology annotation, molecular function: zinc ion binding; ubiquitin protein ligase activity; poly-ADP-D-ribose binding. Gene Ontology annotation, cellular component: cytoplasm; nucleus.
AAUGGUCGCGCAUCAGUAUAAGUAUAACAUCAGUAGCAGCGCCAAGUGCCAACGGCUUGACGUAAAAACCCACAACAAAAGAUAUACAUACACAUACACUCGCAUUUUUAUUUUUAUUUACAUUGACAAGUUACGGCAUGUUGGCCUGCGAAGCCACACUCAUACUCCAUCGACUACAUCAUUAGUUUAUUAUUACGGAUACGGCGACAUCAGUCGCGAUUCAAAGCUCCAGGAUGGCUCAAGCACAAAUCGAUUGCUGCAAGGCAGACGGCAGCAGCAAUCCGAACAAUCGAGAAAAUAGCAAACGUGUAGAUGAACACGAUGCUGCAGUUUCCGCUGUACCUGAGUGUGCUGUGUGUCUUCAACUUUGUAUUCAUCCUGCCCGUCUACCAUGCAAUCACGUUUUUUGUUACCUGUGCGUAAAAGGAGUUGCAAAUCAGAGCAAGCGCUGUCCUAUGUGCCGUCAAGAAAUCCCAGCAGACUUCUUGGAGAGGCCGCAGUUAGUCGAUAUGGAUCAAGCCCAGCAGAAAGAAGCUGUUUCCACUGAAACAGAGGAAUCUCAUGAAGAGUAUCAAUGGUUCUACGAAGGAAGAAAUGGUUGGUGGAAGUAUGAUCCUAGAACUAAUGAACUUCUCCAAACAGUUUUUGACAUGGGUGAAACUCAAUAUGAAGUUGCAAUAUGCGGUUGGUGGCAAUAUGACCAAAGAACCAGUUUAGAAUUAGAAACUGCGUAUAAACAAGGAAAACGAUCAUGUGAGCUUCUCAUUGCUGGCUUCUUGUACAUAGCUGACUUUAGCUCAAUGUUUCAAUUGAGACGUAAUGAUCACUCGAGAAGGAGGCGCAUUAAACGUGAUCUUUAUAAUGUACCUAAGAAAGGUGUAGCAGGAUUAAGAUUAAACAAUCAACCACUUCGAGAGCAAGAAGAGCCACAACAGCAGAAUCUUGUUCGGGAAAUUCGAGGAGCUGAAAGACCUGCCAGUCCUGCUAGUGAUAAUAUGGGAGAUGGCAACAACACCCCAAUACCUCCAAGUAACACUCCCCAGACACCGGCAGGAGGAACAGCAAGUGGAGAUGCCACACCUUCAACUGCUACCCGACUAUUGGAUCAUCAGCGACAGGAUUCUUUACAUCAGGUUUUGGAACAAAUGCGGUCUUUAGUAUUAAGAGAAACUUUUUCAUCUAGCAAUCAACAGGAUUUACCAGAUAGCAUCGACGAUCACUCAUUUUCAGAUCAUUCAUUACUGCCCUGGCUACAUCAGACGUCGUCAAAUACAACAUAUUCGUCAGAUGAAGAACAUGCUUAAGAACGUUAUUCAUUACAUUGAUCUUACAGAGGAAGAGUUCACUAAAGGAGAGGUAUAAACGCAAUAAAUUAAGAAAGAUAUUUACUUAGUAAGAGGAUGUUAAUAUAAUUGUCAUGAUUUUUUGUCAUGAUAUAUGUCAUAAGCAUAUUUAUACGAGAUUCAUAAAAUGGUUACUGGUUAGCCAUAAGUUAAAAAUUGCCAGUAGUCACAAAUAUUUAUAAAAAUAGGUACUUUUAAUAAUACUUGCAUUUAUUAAGGUUUCUAGAAAUGCAUGAAUUCGUUGAAUUUUUCAAGAUUAACACUUAUCUGUUUGUUCAUUUUAUUGUUAGUCGCGCGUUUUCGUAAUUACAAUAUUUAUUCCUGUUUUGUCAAUCUUACAUGGUAAUAGGGAUUCAAAAACGGAAGAGAAUAACUAUAUUUUGUCAAUGAAAUUAAUAUCGAAUCAACAUUUAUCAUGAUCUUCAAAAUUUAAUAAAAUAUUCCACUACCAGCUACUUGAGUUUGCCAAAAAACUGUGUUAAAAAAAACUCAUACUUCUUAAUGCUUUGUCGUUCAGAAUACUACGACAAUAAUACUUUUAGGAUAUUUUCAUUUUUAUUUUAACGCCAUAAAAAAAAACAUUUUACUUUUAAUGAGCAUAUGGUAGUUGCCUUUGAUAAUUGAUAAAUGAGUUGUGCACCUAUACAUUUUAAUAAGAUAUUCUAAUUGAAUAUUUGCGUAUAUUCUAAAUGCGGAAUUCAUUUUGUACCACUACUUCACCGUUCAUUUUAAUGAAUAACAGUGUCCCUUUGAGAUUUUAUUCCUAAUAAAGCCUGGAAUUAAGGUCCCUCUCCACACUCGAUAUAGAUAAACUAAUGCAAAUUUCAACAAUUUUUCCUGGAUUAUUGUUAAAGAAUUGCAGCCAGAGCUCGUAUACGCGGUAUCUACGCAUCAUAAUCUAUCAUUAGUAAUUUUUUUAAGUAAACAUAUCAUUUCCUCGCCGAGAUUGAAUGGAGCAACGAGACCGUAGUUUUUUCAGUUUACUAUAUAUAUUGGCAUAGCUAUAUCGAGUGUGGAGAGGGACCUUAAUAUUAGAAAAAUCAAUUUUAGUAACCAACAAAUUGUAAAGAAAAAACCACAUGACUAAAAAUUAACGAAUUUUACAAUCAUAGAAUUUUCCUGCAUAUAUCUAUAGGUAUAUUUGAUUGGAGAAAAAAAAUAGUGACUGUAAAUACAAGUAUUAAAAAAUAGGCUUGAUGUUAUUUUUAUUUUUAAAAACAAUAACAUCAAUGAAAAUUAUAGUUGUUAUGGUUCAACUAUUUUUAAUCUAAACUGUUUUCAUUAAAAAAAAUCGAGGCAAAUAAAAGUUCUAGCGCAGUCAAAUAUUUUCUAGUUUUUAUGGAACUUGUGUAUGUUAAUUUAAAAAAUUAGCUAUUACUAAAUAAAAUAUGAAAUGUAAUAUAUUCAUAUUUCAUGUUAUAAUAAUUGUCCGUAGUGUAUAUAAGCAUUUGAUAAAAGUAUUAUCCAAAAAA